AUGAGAAUGAAGACUGAACAACUCGACGACACGGAAACUGAGACCGUAAUACCCCUACAGGAUAUCAAUAAAAUCGAGUGUCAAUUUGAAAAUGACAAAUCUAAACCUGGUAGCCAUGACGACACUCUCGAACAUCCUAGGCCAGCCUUUAUCGGUAAUGUCUCGUCUUUCAUUGACGAACUGAAGAACAACAUGGCUACCAGGCACAGUGCACUCCUCAGUGUCUGUGUAUGUUUGGCCUAUAUGGUUCAGGGCUGGUCAAAAGGACAGCUUGGACCUGCAUUCCUAGAUCUCUUGGUCAUAUCAAACACAGACUUGAAAAGGGGGUCAGGGUUUAUGACGUCAUACUUUGCUGGGCGUCUGGUUGGAGCCAUUUUAGCGGGAGCUAUACAUCCUAAGAUGAACCGAUAUUUAAUAUUUGUGGUCGCCAUGGUCGUGAACGCCAUUGCCGUCGCUGCCAUUCCUUGGUGUAUCCUGUAUGAACUGAUGAUGACUGCGCAUGCUCUCCAUGGUAUAUCUGGAGGAGUACUUGACGUCGCUGUCACCUCGGAAGGAGUAUCUAUUUGGGGAGAUUCCGACAGAGGUCGCUCCUACUUCCAGAUCCUGUGCGCAGCGUUUGCAGUUUCCGGUAUAUUUGCUCCAAUGGCAACGGCGCCAUUUUUACUCCCAACUGACACCACAGGUGUAUCCUGGAACAGCACCAAUACGUCAUUACCUGUCAAUAUGAUCCUUAGCAACAACCAAUCAGAGCAUAGUGACAACGCCACCAUGGCGAUCCAGGAAACAUCGAGACUUUAUAUAGCCUAUUCUAUGUCUGCCGGACUCACAGUUAUAGUAACGUUUCCGUUCCUUAUUUUGUUUCUGAAAUCAGCUGCUCGGUCUUCCAUCAUCACAGUCAAGAAACACGUUAAGAGUAAGUUCAUAGGAAAUCGUCAUCCAAGUUUGAAAUGCUUCCAGUUCCUAAACGCGAUGAUAUUUUCCGCCGUGUUCAGCACUAUCGAUCUAACAUUUGGCGGAUAUUUGACAGUCUUCUGUGUCCGGUAUCUCGACUGGAAAAAGAUACACGGGGCUAUUUUGACUUCUUUGAUAUUAUUUUCACAACUUGUUGGAAGGAUAUUUGGUGCUUUUGCUGUUCGUGCACUAAGUUCUCAUGCACUACUGAUGUUAUCGACGGUUGUGUGUACUCUAGGGUUUGUCGGACUCGCUAUCUGUGCCGCUGUCCGGUUCCACACUGGGAUAUGGAUAUCCGUAUGUGUGAUUGGCGUUCCCCUCGGUGUACUCUGGCCCGGAUUUGUCAGUUGGACUAAUACUAAUCUAAUACCCGUCACCGGGAAAGUAUCUAGCUCGAUGUUCAUUUCGGCGUUUACAGGGGCGAUGAUAAGUCCGUUAUUUCUGGGAUUCAUGAUGGAGACAUCAAUGAUGUGGUUUUGUUAUAUAAAUUUUGGAGAAUCUUGCAUUAUGCUAACCAAUGCACUUAUCAUGGUGUGGUACACGAAAUAUUCAAGUGAAAAGGACUCUAAACCCGGGAUUGCCCUUGUCAACCGUACAUGAUUCAUACUGUAAAGAAUAUAUGUAGUUUCGAAUAGUUUUGUCAAAUAAAUCUGAUC
Molecule: messenger RNA, 1607 nt
Organism: Pecten maximus
Lineage: Eukaryota; Metazoa; Mollusca; Bivalvia; Pectinida; Pectinidae
Exons: 3
Coding region: 1-1551 (516 amino acids)
Source: RefSeq, a predicted model, not a curated record